UCCAACUCUUCCUUCUGGCCUUAUCUCGUCCCCUCCAUGAUUCGCCUUCAACGCUCCAUCAAAUCAUUCUCCCUUCACGGAAUCAAGAUCAGCACCACGCAUGCCAUGGAUGUCCUCCAAUCCUCCUUCCCCCCUUCUUCCGGCCGCUUCCGAUCCGACAUUGCCGGCCCAAUCAUUCGCCCCAUGCUCGAUUUCCUCCGCCGAACAUCCUCCUAUUUCAUGAUCGACGCCUAUACCUAUUUCGCCUGGUCUAAAAACCCUAAUUCGAUUUCAAUCGACUACGCCCUUUUUCAGGCAAACUCUAGCUUAUACUACCACGAUCCGGCCACCGGACUCACCUACACCAAUCUAUUGGAUCAGAUGCUCGACGCGAUGGCUGCCGCUAUAGCCGCUGAAGGUUACCCUGAAGUCCGGCUAGGAGUCGCGGAGACCGGGUGGCCGAAUGCCGGCGAUCUUGAUCAGAUCGGAGCGAAUGUGCAUAAC
Messenger RNA from Phalaenopsis equestris, 483 nucleotides. RefSeq names its product probable glucan endo-1,3-beta-glucosidase A6. NCBI's taxonomy places the organism in Eukaryota, Viridiplantae, Streptophyta, Magnoliopsida, Asparagales, Orchidaceae. The transcript has a single exon. The annotation marks the transcript as partial. Gene Ontology annotation, molecular function: hydrolase activity, hydrolyzing O-glycosyl compounds. The record is from RefSeq and is a predicted model, not a curated record. Gene Ontology annotation, biological process: carbohydrate metabolic process. Gene Ontology annotation, cellular component: plasma membrane.